Molecule: messenger RNA, 1505 nt
Organism: Malaclemys terrapin pileata
Lineage: Eukaryota; Metazoa; Chordata; Testudines; Emydidae
Exons: 11
Coding region: 22-1332 (436 amino acids)
Source: RefSeq, a predicted model, not a curated record
UGGCCCGGGGAGCCCGGCGGCAUGAUGCUGAUCUGUUUCUUCUUGGAGAUUCUGGGUAAAGGCUGCACAUUCAUUACAGUGCUGCUCGUGGUUUUCCAGUGGACUUCAGAAGCAGUAAGACCUCUAGAAAGAAAAGCUGCAGCCGUGGGAUCCUCAGUGCUGCUGUCUGCCCCAGACAACAUAAAAGACAUCAACUUCAUCCAGUGGGAAUAUCUAAAUGGCAACAUAUCAGACUUCAUUGUGCAGUACUACGUGGGGUCACUGGAGCCAACUAUCUAUGCGCACUAUGGAGACAGAGUUGUUUUCUAUUCAACUAAUGGCUCCCUCUUGCUGGAAAAACUACAAGAGACAGACAGCGGGGUCUACAAAGCCAGUAUCAAUCUGAUCGAGAGCGAAGCUAGGACAACCCUUCUGAAAGUUCUCAGGCCUGUGUCCCAGCCUCAGAUAUGGAGCAAUUCUAGCCUGGCAGGUUCACUGAUUGAGUUAUUCUGCAACGUGCCGGAGGGAACAGUGGAGAACAUUCACUGGGAGAAAGAAGGAUGUCCUCUCCCCCAGGAAAGAUGUUACCUUCUUUCUGAAAGUCCCAGUGUGUUGCACAUCAGGGAAGGGGGAAAAUCAGACUGUGGCUCCUAUUCCUGCAAUGUCAGCAAUGAUAUCAGCUGGCAGGAAUCCUCACUGAACUUGAUCAUUGUCGGUAUCUCACCUCCUCUAGAACAUGCUCUGAAAAUGUCUGCUGUUGCUGUGGCAUUUGCUCUGGCCUCUGGGAUGGGCUUCUUUGUCUUGUGCUGCCAAUCAGGAAAGCAAAGAAUCAAGGGGGAGACCUGGAGAUGGAUGAUCAUAUUCCUUCAGGGGCUUGUGUGUGUCUCUUCCGUCUUGCAGUUUACUGCCACUGUCUUCUGGAUGCAGGAGGAAGGUCCCUCUGCUGCCUUCAUAUUGCUUGAGAUAUUGCUUGUAUAUGUGAUAAUAGUAACAGCCUUUGUAUCAGCAACGUUGGUGUGUCAGCCUGCAAAGCUCAGUGGAUUUAAGACCAAACCAUGGCAGUGUGUCAUCCUGGACUCUGCAGCCCCUGGAGCAGUGAUAUUAGUGGUCCUGUUUGCCAGCCUCCUACUCCAGAAAAUCUCCCAGCUCCAAGACAGAGGCUGCUCACAGACUGUAGAUCUGACCGGCUACGCAGUCACCCCAGCUGUAAUAUCUCUCCUUGGCCUUCUAACCCUCUUCAUUUGGUAUCACAGGAGCCAAGGAGACCAAAGAGAAAAUAAACGACAUGCCAAAGAGGAAGCAGACCAGGAGGUGCGGCAGGAGCUUGGGGAAGACAUGCUGCAGCGGUCGUAAAGAGCAUUACCUAGUCUCAUGCCACCAAGAAUGAUCCAGAAGAAGCUACAAUCAAAUUUGGAAACCUGUCAUCAUUAUGGCCAGCUCUCGGUAACACCCAUACCUAAGUCUGGCUAAGGCUUCCUCUUGCAAGCCUGUGUGGUUGGUUGCUUAUAAACUUUGCCAAAAUUUAA